AAAGUUCUACAAAACAAGAGGUGACAAGAAUAUUUUAUUUUAUCAAAUACUUAAUGAAAUCGCGUAAACAAACAAAAGUUAUCGAGAGAAGAGAGAAAAAAAUUGUAAUCUAUUUAGGGACGGAGGGAGUAAUUCUUACCAAUGACAGGAUGCUUGGAGACGUUAACCCAAGCCGACGCCAAUAAGCACUCUUCCUCCGGCGUCCACUUUUGGAUUGACCAUGCCGCCUCGGUCGUCGUGCCUUUUGUUUUGUGGCUUUCCCGGUCAGUUCCCCCUUUUACCAUCAUGAUUGUCUGUGAUUCUGACUCAGCUUCCCCGUCGUCCAAUUCUAGUCAAGUCGAUCACUCGGCCUCUGGCCAUGACCAAGGGCUCCCAUCCUUUCGUUGCAUUUCGUGUCCCCAAUCCAAUGCCACUCUCUUAUCCAUCACCUGGAACCUCAGUGGCCAAGGGACCUUCGAGAUUAAGAAGGUGGUGACCAAGGAAUCUCUAGCCGCGUUGGGGUUUGGGUUUGUCAAAGACGAGCAUCGCCAUCAGCCUGACCUACUAAGGGACUUCCCUGGGGGAAGUGCUGACAGUGGCCCCUUUGAGGGGUUAGAAGAAGAGAUGGAGAGUGAUCUCUUGAUCGGCCACUUCAUCGCAGGGAGAAAAAGGAAGAGGGAUGCAGCUCAUCAGACCAGGAGCAAGUGUUCUUCCUCGCACAGUGAAGAUGGCCCCCCGCAGGAACAGGUUGUGAUCGAGGUGCAAGAUCACGACGGCGCGGCUCCGAAAAUGGGAAUGACGGUGAGUGACCUAGCAGGAUCGUCUCAAAGGGCCCUCUCGGAGCGACCUCCCUCCCCACCUGUAGUGACCUACGAGGUGGCAACCGAGUGCCGCUCGACAAGGUUUAGCAUUCCUCCCCUAUCCCCAAGCCACGCUGGGAUGAUCGAGCUCAUCGGCUGGAGGCAAGAUCGACAAGCGGCUAUGGAUGAGGCGAAGAAGGCUGCGGAAGAUAAGCAGAGGGAGCUGCAGAAUGAGGUCGCUUGCCUUGCGAGAGAGUUGGAGGAGGAGAAAGGUUGCUCUGCAAACCUGGAGGUGGAGAACGCCUCUCUAUCUUCUGAAAUGGGGUCCGUUUCUACCCAAGUGGCCGAGCUAGAAGGAGAGAAGGUCGAUUUGAUCCAGUAGUUGGAGGUCGAGAGGAGCAAGCAGGCCUGUCGCCUGGAGGAGGCGAUUGAGUCCUUCAAGUCUUCCCUCGAGUUUACUGCGGUCGCUAUGGAGUAGAUGGGCAAGAUGGCGGUCGAGUGGCUCAAGAUCGGGCCUGGAGCUCAAUGGAUGGUCGGGAAUCAGAGAAGACCUUCAACUACGGACUCUUUCGAGCCCAACUAGUUUUCCGCGACAAGCUAGCUCGGCUUCCCAAAGGAAUCUCCCUUCCUGACCUUGGCCUUCCCCCUCCUUGUCGCGCCUUUGCUGAGUUCGAC
Messenger RNA from Cuscuta campestris, 1454 nucleotides. The record is from the annotation of a GenBank genome assembly. Lineage: Eukaryota; Viridiplantae; Streptophyta; Magnoliopsida; Solanales; Convolvulaceae.